AUGGAGGCGGCUGUCAAGCGAGAGGCACUGGCACUGGCACUGGCACUGGCACUGGCACUGGCACUGGCGGCAACAGUGGAGUACAUGUACGCUGCCCUACCAUCAUCCACCAGAGCACCUCUGCAGGAGGCAGUCUGUUCUGCAGUGCUGGUGGGGCACACGCAGAUGCACAAACGACCAGACGGCACGGCCUCGCCAGAAGAACAUGCUCAGAUCAUCGUCAUGUUGGACGACAGAAGGGAUGAGAUGGGAUGGAUGGACGAUGAGGCCAGAAGGCCCGUGAACGAUGCGACGUUACACACACAGAGGUACAUGUCCCUUACCUGUACCUCUGAUCCUACCGUCAGCCAAGCUAAACAACAGCGAACGGCUGUUCUAUCAUGCAUGACUCAUGCAAGAGAAGGCCUGCCUGAGAGAACCUGA
Sphaerulina musiva SO2202 is the source of this 423-nucleotide messenger RNA. RefSeq lists its product as uncharacterized. The record is from RefSeq and is a predicted model, not a curated record. NCBI's taxonomy places the organism in Eukaryota, Fungi, Ascomycota, Dothideomycetes, Mycosphaerellales, Mycosphaerellaceae. The coding region runs from base 1 to 423 and encodes 140 amino acids. The transcript has 2 exons.